Lytechinus pictus (painted urchin) is the source of this 3330-nucleotide messenger RNA. RefSeq names its product testis-specific serine/threonine-protein kinase 2-like. The transcript is spliced from 2 exons. Gene Ontology annotation, molecular function: protein serine/threonine kinase activity; ATP binding. The record is from RefSeq and is a predicted model, not a curated record. Gene Ontology annotation, biological process: protein phosphorylation; intracellular signal transduction. Lineage: Eukaryota; Metazoa; Echinodermata; Echinoidea; Temnopleuroida; Toxopneustidae. Bases 560 to 1465 code for a protein of 301 amino acids. Gene Ontology annotation, cellular component: cytoplasm.
AACGUCUAAAACCUUCAAUCACCACGGUAUAUUGAUUUUUAUUUCUUUGUCAAAAGCGGUGCGGUUUGUCAAUGCAUGUCGCAUUGAGACCCGGUAUCGAUUUUGAUCUUGACUGCGGAUAUCGAUUAUUGGUCAGGAGAAAUCCCUAUGUCUCAUUAAGUGUUUCAUUCAAUUAAACGCAUGUUAUGCUUGAGUGACACGGUAUCAUUCACACAGAUAAUUGUAAUAACCAUGAGCAGUAGAUAUCACCCAUGUUAAGACAAAACAGAAUAUUAUGUACAUCGGAGAAGUGCUCGAGUGAUAUUACAUAUCAAUUCCAUAUCGCUAUCUCGAUCGACUUCGUACUUUAGAUAAAACAUGCUAUUACACAUCGACAUCGAGAGCUCGUGGAUUAUUUGCAUUGUUGAAUAUGUCACUUCAAUUUGUAUCAGUUAAAAAUGCUUAAAAACCAAGUGAGCUUGUAUUCUUAUGUGGAUCCUGUUUCGUCGUAUUCGAUUUCACCUUCCUAUGGAUCAACAUAAGACGCGGAACGAAAAGGAAAGAACAAGGUUCUGAUAAAAUGCAAGGGCGAUUUGGUUAUGUGCUCUCUGAACCUGCCGUCAUAUUGGGGAAGGGUCGGCACUGCGUCGUCAAACUCGCAUCAUCAACGCGUUACCAAACCCCGCGAAAAGUCGCCAUCAAAAUCAACUCGCCGUCGCCUUCAUCAGCUCGAGAGGCCGAGAUCCUAUUCCUAUUAAACCACGAGAAUGUCGUGGAGAUCUUGGACUACUUCGUGUUCCAGGACCAUUCCUACAUCGUGCUUGCCCUAGCUGAAAACGGGGACCUUCGGACAUUCGUCAGACACCGGGGACGCCUCGGUGGGGAUUUGGCGCAAAAGAUGUGCCAGCAGAUUUUCGAAGGCGUGGCCUACCUGCACAACACUGCUUCUGUCGCGCACUGUGAUUUGAAAUGCGAGAAUGUGCUCGUCGAUGCGCGGGAAGAUGUGAAGAUCGCCGAUUUUGGACUUGCUGUAGAGAUUGGUCCUGAUGGCGCAUCGAAACCUGGCAGAACACCAUGUUCAACUCACUAUUGCAAUAACCACAAUAUAGUUUCAGACUCAUCUUCGAGCAGUACGAACUGCUUAUCAUGUACGCCUCAAGGAAUCGCGUCGUUAGGCGGAUCUCCCGCCUAUGCGGCCCCAGAGGUCUUGGACACCCGAGUGACAGACCUACGCGCAGCUGACGUGUGGUCCGCCGGGGUCAUCACAUUCUUAAUCUUCACCACCUACCUACCAUUCGGGUGCUAUGGAAACAAGAACAUCCGGGAAGCCAUGGACAGAACCCUUCGCUGGCCACGCCCCCUUAAAUUAGUCAAGCAAUGCAGUCGAAAUUUCGUGCAAUCAGUUUUGAUGUUGGAGCCAAAUAAGAGACCAACCGCCCGAGUUCUGCUUGAAAGACUUCAAGGAAUGCAACCUUUAACAUCUUAACAACUCACUCGAGAAACAACAAAUUCCUCACGUUCUCUGGUAACAUGAAUGUCGCCAAUGUAGGAUGUUCUGUAAUGUGAAAUAUCAAUAUUUUCUCAAUAUUUUGGUGUGGUUUAUUUGCGCUGGCCCGAUGGCCAUAUCCUAAACGGAGUUUGCUGGCGGCCAUUCUGGGUUUAUUUCAAAUUCGGUGAUGAAAACUCAUUGGUAUUGGUGGUAGAUCGAUUUAUACCACACAAGACGCACUGACAUUCUGCGAGUGCUGUUGGGAAUAAUGAUAUGUAUGAUGUAACUGGUUCCAUGACAUUUGCUCCGGCGACAAUUGUUCCGAUGGAGAAUCUGCACGUUAAGCCAAACAUGAAAUCUAACCAAACAGAACUAAGUAAACCCUAAUCCUUAUUAUUUACAUUGUUCUGAACUUAAAACUCUGUUACAAUCCUAACUCUAACCAUAUGCCCUCUGCGAAUUUACGGCCAGUGCAAAUGUCGUGUCACCGGUUAGGUUAAGUUAUCCAUUUUGAUUAAUAUUAUCUUAGUAAACCCGCCAACAACAAACUCGAAAUCAUCACUGGACUAUAUAGGGCAAAGUCACGCUGGCCUACCUGUCAAUUCUGUAAAACAUAGAUUUAUCUGGCAGAAUGAAUACGUCCAUCACCGUCAACGACAACCAAGAAGUUUUCAAGAAUGGGGUUACAAUGAACGGCAAAUUAAGUAACGCAGAUCCCCAUUUAUAAGACGUACGAAAUAAUAUACAGAUGACCAUGGUGUCUGUGAACUUUGAUGGCGACGUGAGAUGCCGACAGUUUCAUUUGGAAAUAGAAAAGUGAUUUUCGUAGAAAAUAGAUAAUUGGAAAUAUUUCAGUUUUUAAAACUUUAUCACAAAACGUAAAUAUUAUUAUUGACAAAAUAAAUACAAACGCCUCAUUCUCUCCUGGCGAAAUAUUGUAUGAAAAAUUCAAAAUGUGAAGAAAAAAAAAUCAGAAUUUGACAGUAUCUAAAUUAGCAUCUUUAACAAUUUCAACAAAAUAAUGUCCGACAUAUAGGGAAGAUUUUGUUUUGGUAUCCAAUCAGCAAGGGAAAUGAAAUGAAGCAUAUGCUCAACAAAUUUUGUCCUUACGGCAUCAACCAUGGCCUCAAAGGGGAAAGAGUCGUACCCUGUAUAUGUAUGGUACUAUACCAAUUUCCUAGUAGCUAUGAUUGAAAUGUUCCGAUGCUGAACGAAAAUGAGGACAGUGAUAAUAAGAGGGUUAGAAUUUGAAGUAACAUCCAGGACGUCAUAACAUCAUUCAAACCUCCAAAGGGCCAAUGGGACACUCUCUUGAUAUUUUCACACUCUUCGAAUAUGUGGUAUGAUCAUUUAUCCUAUGCCAGUGUAAGUUAAUAUACACUAAGUUGGCAAAUUUUAGUUCUAUGAUUGGACGAAUGAUGGUUGGUAGAAUACAUUCUACAUGAAAGUGCCUUUCAAACAGAGGGUCGUGGGUUCGAAUCCUAGCCGUGGCGUGUUUUCCUUCAGCAAGAAAUUCAUCCACAAUGUGCUGCACUCAACCCAGGUGAGGUAAAUGGGUACCGGCAGGAAAUAAUUCCUCAAAAAGCUUUGGCACCUGAAUCGGUAGCCUAGCUUAGCCGGGUAAUAAGUUUUCGGAACUGAAGUGGCUACCCUGGGUAAAUAUGCCGUUAAUAUUAUUAUCAUUAUUGUUCAAAUUAUAAUCAUUCAUAACUCCUCCCUGUUAAUUCUCAACAGGCCCAACCGAACGUACAUGUGCAUUAUUAAAAACUCUAUAUUUCUGAUUGUUGGCCGAAAAUGUGUUUUAAAAAGCUUAAUUGAAAUAUGAAAAUUAAUUAACAAUAAACAGAAUGAGUCCAAUAAAA